UAUUGAAGGAAGAAGGUAUUCACGUUUUACAGCACCAGAGUGUUAUCGCUGUUGCAUAGGAGUAUCAGACAUUCACGAAGAACAGAGAGCGACGAUGUCUGGUGUGUGGGUUUUCGACAAGAACGGUGUGACGAGGCUGAUAACAAACCCUACAAAGGAAUCCUUCGAGCAGAAAGAUCCGAAACAUCCUGGUACAGCCACCGCACCAGGUGCCAGACCAAGAGUCUUGGUCUAUCUCCCAAGCAACCAGGUCAUUCGUUCCUACACGGAACUUGAGCAGCGACUCACCGAACUCGGAUGGACUCGCUACCGGGACUCAGACUGCUCCGACCUCAUCCAGUUCCACCGCUCUGACACCUCUUCACAUCUCAUAUCCCUCCCCAGAAGCUUCUCUAACUUUAAGCACUUCCAUUUGUACGACAUCGUCGUUAAAAAUAGCGCUUUCUUUCAGGUUCGUGACCCCACUACGCUAUACCAAGCCUAGACGACAGAUGUGAAUCUAAAAAUUCAUGCAAACUGCUUAUAUUUUCCACCAUCAAAUCUUACCUUCUCCUAGUUAGCUUCAAAAAUGUCCUUAUCAGUCCCUACCACCCUACCCUAACAUGCAUUUUCAUAUCCCACCUUCUUUGUUUUUCACUUUCUCUCUUCUACAUGUAUUUGCUGUUUCCUUGGUUCAAGGUUGUUGUAGUAGCUAAUUGAAUUCAGGCUUGUAAUGGUUGAACUUGCACGCGAUAAAGAUAUCUUUUCAAGAAAGAAAUUCUCCAGCACUAUUCUAUUAAA
Molecule: messenger RNA, 780 nt
Organism: Vigna umbellata (rice bean)
Lineage: Eukaryota; Viridiplantae; Streptophyta; Magnoliopsida; Fabales; Fabaceae
Product: flowering-promoting factor 1-like protein 2
Biological process (GO): regulation of flower development
Source: RefSeq, a predicted model, not a curated record